Messenger RNA from Cuscuta europaea, 1365 nucleotides. The record is from the annotation of a GenBank genome assembly. Lineage: Eukaryota; Viridiplantae; Streptophyta; Magnoliopsida; Solanales; Convolvulaceae.
AUUACAACAAUGUCUGACAAAAGUGUUGCCCUUCAUCAAAACAAGACGUUUAUAAAUGAAAGCCAUAAAACAGCAGUGUUUCCAUUAAAGAAGCUCUAAAUAAAGAAACUAGACAAAACUUCAAUUGAUUACAGAAGCUCCAAAUCUGUUUAAUUAGAAUACAUGGAAACAGGAAAUACUCAAUAUUUCCGGUAAUUUUAAGAUGCAGAAGCAAAAUCCUUCGUUUUUCAAGAUCUUAAUAGGCGAUUUUGCCUCUGCUCUGCGUUUACCGCCGCUCUUUGUGGAGAUAUUUGGGGAAAAGCUGUCGCCGACGCUGUCACUCGUAGCGAACGCCGCCGCGGCGUCGGAGAAAAAAUGGGCCGUAAAGCUUAAGAAGAGCGGCGAGCAUUCCCUUUUUGGGGACGGAUGGGAUGUGUUUGUGAAGGAUAACGAUUUGGCGGCGGGGGAUUUCGCAGUAUUCUGGCUGAUGGAUAACUACUCUACUUUCCAAGUUCGACUCUACGACUACACUUGCUGCGAAAAACAACUAUCAUCUUCCCGAUUCUCUCCUGCAGGUGGAAAAUCAACUAAUCUUGAUCGCAAUGUGAGGGUGAAGAAAGGAGAGGAGACAGAUGAAUCUACUAAGUCAGUUGGCACUAUGAAGUGGUGUAACAAUCCAAGUUUCGUAGUUUCCCUUCCACCCCGCGAUAAGAAAAUGAUCAUACCAAAAGGGUUCGUAGAAAAAAUGGGAAUUGCGGGGAAGAGAUGCAUCCCGCUUGAGAAUGCGCAAGGAAAGCGCUGGGAGAUCAAAAUGCGUAAUCAAGGUGAUGAAUUUGCAAUCUAUGGCGGGGAAUGGGAAGAUUUCCGAAAAGCCAACAGGCUGGGUAAGGGAUAUCUUUGUUCAUUUGAACUGGUAAGGAGGUAUGGUGAUCAAUUUCUUCAAUUUCAUUUGGAGAAGAAAGCGAGGGGAAGACCAGAAGGGACCAAAAAAAAAAUCAAUUAGAAAAUACAUGCUGCUGCAUUUACCCUCGAUGUUGCUAACUAGGGAGUAAUUAUGUUGUAUGAUUAGCUUAACAUCACCCAUCUAUGGAAUGACUAUCAAGCAAGAGAUGUGCUGGUGCCUUACUCUGUAGACAAACAAGUGUGUCAAAAGUGUACAUCAAACUAGCGUGUACACCAAACAUUUUUCAUUUCAUCAAAUAAUGUAAUGUUUGAGUGUACUGUGUAAUGCUUUGCAACAAUAUUACACAAAGUACUCAAUUCUGAAAUACCAUUUAUAAAUUUUAACACUCCCUUUAUUUCAAGGUUUAGUCGUUUAGAUUCAGGGGCUUUACACUUUUAUCGAAAUGAUGUGAUUUGAUAUUUAGUAAAACAAUGAAAUAAUAU